Messenger RNA from Plectropomus leopardus (leopard coralgrouper), 839 nucleotides. The record is from RefSeq and is a predicted model, not a curated record. NCBI's taxonomy places the organism in Eukaryota, Metazoa, Chordata, Actinopteri, Perciformes, Serranidae.
UUGUGUUUGUGUUUGUAAAUUUACUGGCUCUGGUCCAUCUCAGUUAUCCAUCGUUCAUAACUUUAUAAUAUACGUACGUGUUUACUCGAGGAUACGUACGUGUUUACUCAAGGUAGAUACAUACUUCUUAUGGAGGAUGCAUAAUCAUAAAAAUUCAUACUAACAUGGUGUCUCUGUCUCUGUCUCUGUGUUGUCCCUUGUCCCUCAGUGACAGUGACGGGGGUUACAUGGACAUGAAUAAAGAGGAGAGCAUUCAGUACGUGGCCAUGAAGGAGCUCAGCUACGCCGACAUCGAACCCGUCGUGUACGAGACGCCGUACACAGCGGCAGACCGGCAGGAGGCGUCCCCUGUCCUCCUCAGUGACUCUUCUGUCCUCAGUCUGAGCGACCUCCUCAGUUUCUCCUACCAGGUGUCUCAGGCCAUGGACUUCCUGUCUUCCAGAAAUUGUGUCCACAGAGACCUGGCGGCUAGGAACGUCCUGGUCUGUGAGGGGAAGCUGGUGAAGAUCUGUGACUUUGGUUUGGCUCGAGAUUUGACCAAAGACCGGGACUACGUCGCCAGAGGAAACAGCUUCUUGCCCGUGAAGUGGAUGUCUCCAGAGAGUAUCUUCCAGAACAUCUACAGCUCUCAGAGCGACGUCUGGUCCUACGGCGUCCUGCUGUGGGAGAUCUUCUCUCUGGGUGGGAGCCCAUACCCGGACGUCCCGAUGACGCAGGAGUUCUACUCGUCUCUGAAGAGCGGCUACAGGAUGAGUCGACCCGAACACGCUCCGGAGGACAUGUACGUCCCUCAACUCUCUGCUGUCAAACCUACAUGUGUCCUCGAACGAGUCAAAUGU